Molecule: messenger RNA, 860 nt
Organism: Daktulosphaira vitifoliae (grape phylloxera)
Lineage: Eukaryota; Metazoa; Arthropoda; Insecta; Hemiptera; Phylloxeridae
Product: apolipoprotein D-like
Exons: 5
Coding region: 98-721 (207 amino acids)
Molecular function (GO): pigment binding
Source: RefSeq, a predicted model, not a curated record
GAUCGCAAAUCGGACGCCACACUUGUCUUAUACGUCGUACCGGAUCUACCUCUUUUGCAGUUAGUUUCAUAUCGAGUCUACAUCGUAAUAUACAAUUAUGGUUUUUAACCAAAAAUUGAUUUUGUUUUUGGCGUGCACAUCAUUUGCGAUGGUAGCCUGUCAAGUUCCAGGAUUCGGAGGAUGUCCAGAAUUUGACUCUCAACCAGACUUUGACAUGAAUAGGUAUUUGGGAACCUGGUACGAAGCUGAACGUUACGUGAGUAUCUUUGAAGCCGGUACCCGUUGUGUCAAAUCAAACUACACCAAAGCCGCUGACGGCCGUUUCACGGUCUCCAAUGAAAUCAUGAAUAGAUUUACCGGAGUAAAACGCGUAUUGGACGGUGAAAUCAGACUGAUCGUUAAAGGAGCCGAAUCCAAAUUAAGUAUCAGAUACUCAACCCUACCUAUUCCUUAUAGUACCGAACAAAUGAUCUUAGACACUGACUACGACAACUACUCUGUUGUAUGGUCAUGCUCAUCAUUGGGACUUGCCAACACCCAACAUGCAUGGAUCAUGACCCGUGAAAAGUUAGCACCUGGAACCGUCUUGCAAAAGGCUUACGGAGUAUUAGACAAAUACAAGUUGAACAAAAACUACUUCGUCAAGACUGACCAAAACAGCUGCCAAAUUGGUGGUAACGAAAACAAUGAAGUUAACGAUGACAAGAAAGACAAACAAUGAAAACUUUAAUUUUUAAUUUAUAUUUUACGAUAAAGAAUUAUUUAUUUAUUUAUUUAUUUGUUUAUUUAUAUGAAAAUGUUAUGGAAGGUAUUUGAAUACCUAUUUAAGUAAAACCAAAAUAAAAACUCGUAUAAUUGAA